UGGCACUGCUCAGUCUAGACACUUUUUCUUAAGGUGGCUUCUGGAGGCCAGACUUCUUUCCCGAGAUCGCAUCCCUAGAGGACCACCUGUUUUAGAACCACUAACUUUGCUACCGCAGAUAUUCAGCGGCGAAAACCAAAAGGCAAAAGCUACUCGAAGCAAAGACACGCCUCCCCACACCAUCGCGGGAGACGAGCUAAAAGGAACGCGAUGGGUGCCCCGGAAGCGGAAGUGCAUCCUCUUCAUGAAAGGCUGGACUACGCCGAGUGGUGACGUUUCCUCAUUGGGCGGAAGGUUCGGUGGCAGUCGUCCGUGUUCCAGCUGGUGGGAGUUGGUGUCGCGGUACUGGGCGCUGGGACCCCAGUUCAUACAGUUCGGGAAGUCGGAUUGGGGGGGUCGUACCUGUCUGCUUCCAGCUUCCCUGGAUUUCUUCCUACUGCGUGGGGUCUCGAGAAGGAAUCCCCGGCCCCUUAGGGCCACAGCGGUAGCGGAGCCUUUUGCGAGUUUCUUCUUUCUUUAAGCAUAUCUUAAAGCAUUCAAGAUGGUUCUAGCAGACCUUGGAAGAAAAAUAACAUCAGCAUUACGCUCAUUGAGCAAUGCCACCAUUAUCAAUGAAGAGGUAUUAAAUGCUAUGCUAAAAGAAGUAUGUACAGCAUUAUUGGAAGCAGAUGUUAAUAUUAAACUAGUGAAGCAACUAAGAGAAAAUGUUAAGUCUGCUAUUGAUCUUGAAGAGAUGGCAUCUGGUCUUAACAAAAGAAAAAUGAUUCAGCAUGCUGUAUUUAAAGAACUUGUGAAGCUUGUAGAUCCUGGAGUUAAAGCAUGGACACCCACUAAAGGAAAACAGAAUGUGAUCAUGUUUGUUGGAUUGCAAGGGAGUGGUAAAACAACAACAUGUUCAAAGUUAGCAUAUUAUUACCAGAGGAAAGGUUGGAAGACCUGUUUGAUAUGUGCAGACACAUUCAGAGCAGGGGCUUUUGACCAACUAAAACAGAAUGCUACCAAAGCAAGAAUUCCAUUCUAUGGAAGCUAUACAGAAAUGGAUCCCGUUAUCAUUGCUUCUGAAGGAGUGGAGAAAUUCAAAAAUGAAAAUUUUGAAAUUAUUAUUGUUGAUACAAGUGGCCGUCACAAACAAGAAGACUCUUUGUUUGAAGAAAUGCUUCAAGUUGCUAAUGCUAUUCAACCUGAUAACAUUGUUUAUGUGAUGGAUGCCUCCAUUGGGCAGGCUUGUGAAGCCCAGGCUAAGGCUUUUAAAGAUAAAGUAGAUGUAGCCUCGGUAAUAGUGACAAAACUUGAUGGUCAUGCAAAAGGAGGUGGUGCACUCAGUGCAGUUGCUGCCACAAAAAGUCCAAUUAUUUUCAUUGGUACAGGGGAACAUAUAGAUGACUUUGAGCCUUUCAAAACACAGCCUUUUAUCAGCAAACUUCUUGGUAUGGGUGAUAUUGAAGGACUGAUAGAUAAAGUCAACGAGUUGAAGUUGGAUGACAAUGAAGCACUUAUAGAGAAGUUGAAACAUGGUCAGUUUACGUUGCGAGACAUGUAUGAACAAUUUCAAAAUAUCAUGAAAAUGGGCCCCUUCAGCCAGAUCUUGGGGAUGAUUCCUGGUUUUGGAACAGAUUUUAUGAGCAAAGGAAAUGAACAGGAGUCAAUGGCAAGGCUAAAGAAAUUAAUGACAAUAAUGGACAGUAUGAAUGAUCAAGAACUGGACAGUACAGAUGGUGCUAAGGUUUUUAGUAAACAACCAGGAAGAAUCCAAAGAGUAGCAAGAGGCUCAGGCGUGUCAACAAGAGAUGUUCAAGAACUUUUGACACAGUAUACCAAGUUUGCACAGAUGGUGAAAAAAAUGGGAGGUAUCAAAGGACUUUUCAAAGGUGGUGACAUGUCUAAGAAUGUGAGCCAGUCGCAGAUGGCAAAAUUGAAUCAACAAAUGGCCAAAAUGAUGGAUCCAAGAGUUCUUCAUCACAUGGUGUGUGACUUUCUUGGAGAGAAGAUUGCAUCUGUUUUGGGCAUCAGCACCCCAAAAUACCAAUAUGCCAUUGAUGAGUAUUACCGGAUGAAGAAGGAGGAAGAAGAAGAAGAAGAAGAAAACAGGAUGUCUGAGGAAGCAGAAAGACAAUACCAACAGAAUAAGCUGCAGGCUGAUUCCAUUGUUCAGACAGAUCAACCAGAAACAGUGGUAUCCAGUUCAUUUGUGAAUCUCAAUUUUGAAAUGGAGGGAGACUGUGAAGUAAUUAUGGAAAGCAAGCACAAUCCAGUCUCUGUCCCACCGUAGAAUGAAAUGACUAUCAAACUUCAACUCCUAAGGUUUUCUUUUCUUUUUUGGCAGCUGGCUGGUAUGGGGAUCCAAACCCUUGACCUUGGUGUUACCAACACUCUGCUCUGAUUGAUGCCCUAAGGUGGUUUUUUUUUAUAGCAGAACUUUCACAUUCUCUAUUCAGUGAAACUUAAUACAAUUAUUUAUAUUUUAAGUUAUUAAUUUAUCUGGAAGGAGAAAAUGUUUCUUUAUUCUUAGGCUCCAUCUGGCAAAAGCCAGAUCUCAAAUUUGGUUAUUUGUCCUAUGCUUUUUACUGUGUGUUGAAUUAGUGCUUUGGUUUAAAAAUAGUCUAAAAAAUGUAAAGGACAUUCUAGAGCCCUAAUUGCCAAUUUAAGAAGAGUAAAAUUAUCUAGCUUGUCUGUUAUUUGUGCAUUUGUGGAAAAAAAAAAAGUGGGGGGUAAGUUGCUGAUUAAGGCUAAUUGGAGCUGAUAAAUCCUACAGGUUCAGUCUCAGAUUAAAAUGAAGAUUUUUUUCCCCCCUAGAUUUUCUCAUGUUAUGCCUUACAUUUAUAUAUCUAAACAUUAAUUUCACACUAAGGAUGAAUGGUUCACUGAGUGUGUAAUAAAAGGAGCAAGAUGGAAGUGCUUUGAAUUUUCUUUCAUUGAGAAUAACUUUUAUGAAAAAGUGUGAGUUUAUUCAAAUAACUAGCUUUGUACAUAAUGUUAAAAACACUAGUUAUGGAAUGAAACUAUUAAUGUAUUUGUAUUUAAGUGGUAAUGCCUAAUGAUUAUCCACAUGGUAUCUUGGUUAUGCCGCUCAUUCAGCCCUAAUGCCUCCUAUAGGCAAAGUAGUUGGGGGACAGAUUUAGAUUUAACCAAUAAGGAGCUGUUAAAUAUUGUACAAGGUACAGUGGUAGCAUAAUGAAGUUCUCUCUCAUUCACUGCUUCGAAGUAGCAGUAGUUAAGGUGGAUGGACAGUUUACCAGGUUGGCUAUUUCUCUACGUACUGGAUUAUUUGCAAACCUUACAAAGGUACAUAAUAUGAAGCUAAUUUUGAAAGUAUUCCUAAAUAUAUGUACAGAACCUUAUGAAAUAUCUGUAUGACUUUGAUAUAUAACUAAAUGUGGGCAAGGAAGAAUGUGUGGAGUGUUUUAGAAAGACUUAUCUUAAAAGCCUUUUCACAAACUUAAGAGCUUUUAGAAGUUAAUGCUUAAUAGCCUUCUAAACAGCAUUAAGCUUUCAAUCUUAAAUAUGUCUAUAUAAAAUGUAACUUCAAAGAAACUCACAGCAUAGGUACAGUGGGCCUAUUAUGGAUAUUGUCAAUGAACAUGAACGAAGUUCCUCAACUGAAAGUUGAAGAAUUUAGGAGGGAUAAUUAAAUUGUUCAUUAGGAGUCUUAAACUACAUGGAUUAAUGGUAUGUUAGUUCAUAGUAUGUGAUAAUCUUUUUAUUCAUGGGUGUAAACCCUAUGUAAUUUACUGCUUAAAGGAUUAAUCUUCAGAUUAUGUUAACUAAUGUCACCAUAAAUUAUAGUUUACCUGCAGCUCUAAAUGCUAACCUGGCUUCUUACCACCAAUUUGUUUAUAACUUCAUUUUGGGUGAGUACCUUCAACUCAGAUAUUUGGUUAUCAAGUGAAGGUGGGUGUGUCUAAAGGUGAUCUUCUGAAUCUUCUUUCCCUAUAGGCACGAGUACGUAAAACAGUUUACCUAGAAACUUUUCUGAUUGUAGUAGAAAGAAGAUAGUGACUUACGAAAGUAUUGUUCCUUGAAUUUUACUUUCAUUACCUGUCCAAUAGUGACCAGUUUGUAAUGUUUAUAAAUAUACUGUGCCUUAAAUUUUUAUAUUUUGUUU
Messenger RNA from Cynocephalus volans (Philippine flying lemur), 4102 nucleotides. Its product is annotated as signal recognition particle subunit SRP54. The record is from RefSeq and is a predicted model, not a curated record. The transcript is spliced from 17 exons. Lineage: Eukaryota; Metazoa; Chordata; Mammalia; Dermoptera; Cynocephalidae. The coding region runs from base 542 to 2269 and encodes 575 amino acids. Gene Ontology annotation, cellular component: cytosol; signal recognition particle, endoplasmic reticulum targeting. Gene Ontology annotation, molecular function: GTPase activity; 7S RNA binding; GTP binding. Gene Ontology annotation, biological process: SRP-dependent cotranslational protein targeting to membrane, translocation; SRP-dependent cotranslational protein targeting to membrane.